UUUUAAUAACAAAAUGCCAGACAGCAAGUUAACUAGCAAAGCAGGCUCUAUGGACAUAGAAGUGUACGAUUCCAGUACAAAUGAUGAUCCCUUUCAGCACAUUCUCGAAAAAGUCGGCAACCAUGGCCGUUUUCAAUUCAUCUACAAUGUAACAUUCGUUAUGAGUCUGUCAAUUGCGGGAGCCAUGAUUUACAUGAAUAUAAUUUUAGCUUUAAAUAUACCCGAUCAUUGGUGCACAGUGCCGGGGAGAGAGGAAACGAAUUUAACACUAAGUGAAUGGAGAAAAUUUACAUUGCCCACCACCCAGGACAAUCGAGGUACAGAAAAAUAUAGUAGCUGCCAAAUGUAUGAUGUAAAUUUUACAGAAAUUCAUGAUUGGAAGAAUUGGAAUUCAACAUCAGCAAAUGUAACAGUUUGCAAAAAUGGCUGGAGUUAUGAUCAAACUUGGUUUAAAAACACAAUACCAACAAGAGAGAAUUGGGUCUGUUCAAAGAAUUUGUAUGUGACAAAUAUUUUCGUUGUUGGACGCGUGACGGAAGUGGCAGGUUCAUUUCUGCUUGGACAAAUGGGUGACAUUUUUGGCCGUCGUAUUGUUUAUUACAUCAGUGUUAUAUUUAGCUCUUUCGGCAGACUUUCAGCAAUUCUAACGACGGCUCAUUAUACUUGGUUCCUGGUAUUUUCCUGCUUGACAUCAUUGACCAUCAAUAGUCUAUUUCACUCACCUCAUAUUAUUGCCAUGGAAAUAUCAAGGGAGGAUGAUCGCAGUCUUAUAGCAAUGUAUCACAAUUUUGGUUGGUCAGUUGGUAUAACAAUAGUGCCGCUAUUGUUUUGGUGGCUGCGUGAUUGGCAAUCAUUUAUGUGGAUAUCGUCGGUGCCUGCUGCAUUAUUCUUGAUUUUUUACUCAUAUGUCGUUGAAUCACCACGUUGGUUGGUUAACAAGAAACGCUUUGGCGAUGCGAUUACACAAUUAAAGAAAAUUGCUAAAAUCAAUGGUCGUCAGUUCGAUAUGACGGCAAAAGAGUUGGCUCAGUUAUACUCCUCAACAAAACAAGAGGUUACUUAUGGCUUUGCUUCAUUGUUUAGUGGUUGGCGAUUGGCUAGAAAUACUUCGAUAUUGGGUUUCUGUAGGUGCGUUGUCGGCAUUUCUUACUUCACCAUAGUUCUAUUCAGUUCAGGUAUGAGCGGAAAUCCUUUUUUAAAUUUUCUCCUUCAAAGUAUAGCGGAAAUACCGGCCUAUUUUAUGGGAAAAUAUAUGGGUGAUAAAUUUGGACGCCGUUUAACUAAUAGUUUUUCAUUGUUCAUCUCAUUCCUCACCUGUUUACCGGUUAUAUUUUUGGCAAAGGAGAAGAAGUAUGAGUUUGUUGUAAUGGGUUUGGCGUCGUUUAUAAAGUUUUUAAAUGCGCUUACUUACUUUACGGCCAGCUUACAGGGCAUGGAGAUUUAUCCCACUUGUAUGCGUCAGACGGGCUGUGCUUUUGGUGCUAUUUUAGGAAAUUCGGCCGGAGUUUUAGCGCCGUAUUUGGUGUAUUUAAGCAUCACAUUCGACAUACGCUGUCCCUAUUAUAUUUUGUGCAUUUUGUUUUUGCUAGCCACCAUCGGUGCUUUAUUCUUGCCGGAAACAUUGCAUAAAAAACUGCCCGAUACUAUGGAGGAGGCUCGUCAAUUUGGUGUAAAUGAUAAAUUCUUUAGUCUACCCAAGCCUCUAAAAGUUAGUUCAAUAGUUGCAAUACAUGGGAAUGAUAUAGCUGCAAUGCAGAAGCUAAAUCAGAAACAAUAUGCACCUUAAACUAACAUUAAACUUUAUUAUAUAAAUUUAGUUGUUCCAGUUUCUGCACCAUUUGAU
Calliphora vicina (urban bluebottle blowfly) is the source of this 1843-nucleotide messenger RNA. RefSeq names its product organic cation transporter 1-like. Gene Ontology annotation, biological process: transmembrane transport. The transcript is spliced from 10 exons. Gene Ontology annotation, cellular component: membrane. The record is from RefSeq and is a predicted model, not a curated record. The coding region runs from base 14 to 1786 and encodes 590 amino acids. Gene Ontology annotation, molecular function: transmembrane transporter activity. Lineage: Eukaryota; Metazoa; Arthropoda; Insecta; Diptera; Calliphoridae.